This is a messenger RNA of Adineta steineri, 2199 nucleotides long. NCBI's taxonomy places the organism in Eukaryota, Metazoa, Rotifera, Eurotatoria, Adinetida, Adinetidae. The record is from the annotation of a GenBank genome assembly.
AUGGCAAACAACAAAUCAAUAACAUCUGUUCAAAACAAUACACAGGCUAAUGAUAAACAAGCAUCAAGCUUUUCCAAGGGUGCAGUUGCAAAUCGACGUAUGAACAUGCAAAGAAUGCAAAAUGUUCUCCUCAUUUGGUUGGACAACAAUAUUAAUGAAAAUAAUGCUGAUUGUAAUAAUACAAUUAAGCAAUUAAAACGUGUAGUGAACAACGUAAACACGUUUACAAAUAGUGAAGAAUGUGUUGAAUUUAUUCAAACCAUAAACAACAACAACAAAGUAUGUAUGAUUGUCUCCGGGUCACUUGGGAAACAUAUUUUGCCUCAUAUGCAUGAUAUGUCCCAAGUAGACACCAUUUUUGUUUUUUGUAACAACCAAGAAUGGCAUAAACAAUGGGUCAAAAAAUGGCCUAAAAUAAAAGGAGUCUACACAGAUAUAGCAUCAAUCUGCGAAGCUCUCAAGCAAGCUGCUCACCAAUGUGAACAAAAUGCCAUCUCAAUCAGCUUCGUGGCAUCAAACAAGAAAUUGGAUCAAUUAGAUCCAUCAUUCAUGUAUACUCAGAUCUUGAAAGAGAUCUUAUUAACCAUUAAAUUCGAAGAUAAACAUUUCAAAGAAUUUAUUACAUAUUGUCGUGAAGCAUUUGUCGAAAAUCAGUAUGAAUUAGAUAAUAUUACAAAAUUGGAACGUGAUUAUCAUGAUCAAACACCUGUUUGGUGGUAUACCUAUCAAUAUUUUUUAUAUUCGAUGCUCAACCAAGCAUUAAGAUUAAUGGAUGUUGAUACUAUUGUUCGAAUGGGCUUCUUUAUUAAUGAUCUACAUCGUAAUAUUCAACGGCUCCAUUCGGAACAAUUUAAUGGUCAGCAAUCUGGUAAAACAUUUACAGUUUAUCGUGGACAAUGUCUUUCAAAAGAAGAUUUCACCAAAAUGACAAAAACUAAAGGUGGACUCCUUUCAUUUAAUAACUUUUUAUCGACUAGUAGAAAUCGUAAUGUUUCUCUCUUUUUCGCACCACAAGCUGCUACAAAUCCUGAUCUUGUCGGAAUUCUAUUUGUUAUUUCCACUAACUCUACUCGCUCAACAGCUCCAUUUGCUUCUGUUUCAGAUGUUAGUUAUUUUCAUACAGAAGACGAAGUUCUCUUUUCUAUGCAUACCAUUUUUCGCAUUGGAGAUAGUAAACCAAUGAAUGAAAAUAAUCAUCUCUAUAGAGUAAACUUAAUAUUGACCAACGACAACGAUCAAGAUCUUGAAACUCUUACUGAUCGUAUCCGGCAAGAGACCUUUCCAAAUGUAGAAGGAUGGUACAGACUAGGAUUAUUGUUAAUUAAAAUGGGUCAGUUUAACAAGGCGCAAGAAGUUUACGAAGUUUUACUUAACCAAACAACAAAUGAGAGCGACAAAGCACCGAUUUAUUUUCAACUAGGUCGGAUCAAAUAUAAUCAAGGACAAUAUCAAGAGGCACUUUCAUCUCAUGAAAAAGCUCUUACAAUUCGACAACAAUUACUUCCUUCCAGUCAUCCUGAUUUGGGUGCUUCCUAUAACAACAUCGGUGUGGUGUAUUACAACAUGGGUGAUUAUCCAAAAUCACUUUCAUCUUAUGAAAAAGCCCUUACAAUUCAACAACAAUCACUUUCUUCCAAUCAUCCUGAUUUGGGUGCUUCCUAUAACAACAUCGGUAAUGUGUAUCAGAACAUGGAUGAUUAUCCAAAAGCACUUUCAUCUCAUGAAAAGGCGCUUGCAAUUCGACAACAAUCGCUUCCUUCCAACCAUCCUGAUUUGGCUAUGUCCUAUAACAACAUCGGUAUGGUAUACUACAGCAUGAGUGAAUAUCCAAAAGCACUUUCAUAUUAUGAGAAAGAUCUUGCAAUUCUACAACAAUCACUGCCUUCUAAUCAUCCUGAUUUGGGUGCUUCCCAUAACAACAUCGGCAAUGUUUAUCAGAACAUGGAUGAUUAUCCAAAAGCACUUUUAUCUCAUGAAAAGGCCCUUGCAAUUCGACAACAAUCGCUUCCUUCCAAUCAUCCUGAUUUGGGUGGUUCGUAUAACAACAUCGGUACAGUGUAUCAGAAUAUGGGCAACUAUUCAAAAGCUCAUUCGUUUUACGAACGUGCUGUACAAAUUGGAGAACAAUCAUUACUAACAAAUCAUCCGAGACUUCAACAAUGGAGAAAAAACCUCGAAAUUGUAAAUAAGAACUUAUAA